AUGGAAGGCAUCAUAGCCAUGGGCAUGGGCAUGGGCAUACCCAUCGGCAUGCCAGGCGCUCCCCUCAUCGGCCCCACCCCCCCCAUCCCCCCCAUGCCCCCCAUGCUCCCCAUCCCUCCCAUCCCCCCCAUCCCUGCCAUCCCUCCCAUGCCCCCCAUACCUCCCAUUCCUCCCAUGCCUCCCAUUCCUGCUGCUCCCAUGGCUGUAGCGGGGAGGCCUGGCAUGGCUGUAGCAGGGCCGGCUGUAGCGGGCAAGCCUGUAGCACCCAGCAUGGGUGUAGCAGCAGCUGGGCCUGUUCCUGCUGGCAGGCCGGCUGGCAAGUGGGUGGGAGGGAGGGGAGGAAAGAAGGAUAGGUUAGAAUUGACUGGGGGAGGUGGCAUCUGGCUCAUUGUACCGGGGACUGAGGUCAUCCUGAGGGGAGUGGUGUGGAGAAGGGGAAUGGGUGAUGUGAAGGAGGGGAGUGAGUGUUGUGUUGUGGCCGAAUCAAGAGGCCGUUGCACUCCUGCGACUGGGAGGGGAGUGGGAAAGCAGCAGAGGCGGGGGCAGCAGCAGCAGCAGCAGCAGCAGCAGCAGCAGCAGCAGCAGCAGCAGCAGCAGCAGCAGCACCGGCGGCGGCAAAAGCAAGUGGAGGCAGGUGGAGGUGGGUGGAAGCAGGUGGAGGCAGGUGGAGGUGGGUGGAAGCAGGUGGAGGCAGGUGGAGGUGGGUGGAAGCAGGUGGAGGCAGGUGGAGGUGGGUGGAAGCAGGUGGAGGCAGGUGGAGGUGGGUGGAAGCAGGUGGAGGCAGGUGGAGGUGGGUGGAAGCAGGUGGAGGCAGGUGGAGGUGGGUGGAAGCAGGUGGAGGCAGGUGGAGGUGGGUGGAAGCAGGUGGAGGCAGGUGGAGGUGGGUGGAAGCAGGUGGAGGCAGGUGGAGGUGGGUGGAAGCAGGUGGAGGCAGGUGGAGGUGGGUGGAAGCAGGUGGAGGCAGGUGGAGGUGGGUGGAAGCAGGUGGAGGCAGGUGGAGGUGGGUGGAAGCAGGUGGAGGCAGGUGGAGGUGGGUGGAAGCAGGUGGAGGCAGGUGGAGGUGGGUGGAAGCAGGUGGAGGCAGGUGGAAGCAUGAAUGAAGUCCUUAAGGUACGAGAACCAGGUUACCCUCCGUCAUAA
This is a messenger RNA of Closterium sp. Naga37s-1, 1140 nucleotides long. NCBI's taxonomy places the organism in Eukaryota, Viridiplantae, Streptophyta, Zygnematophyceae, Desmidiales, Closteriaceae. The record is from the annotation of a GenBank genome assembly.